Cornus florida is the source of this 2729-nucleotide messenger RNA. Its product is annotated as sucrose nonfermenting 4-like protein. The coding region runs from base 557 to 2032 and encodes 491 amino acids. Lineage: Eukaryota; Viridiplantae; Streptophyta; Magnoliopsida; Cornales; Cornaceae. The transcript is spliced from 13 exons. The record is from RefSeq and is a predicted model, not a curated record.
CCACAGACACAAAGGCAAACAAAUUUCUAGGGUUAGAGUUUUUGUCUCAUGCUUCCUGAUUCUUGAAGCCCACUCUGAUUAUCGAUAAGACCAAUUUGAUGUAAAGUUUCGUUUUUUAGGGCUUCCAAGUUUGAGGUCUGCAUUUGCACAUAUUUUUAUAAUCGAAGGAUUAUAUAGUGUUAAGCUUCGUUGGGUUUCAAUUUGAUCAUGCUAGGGCUUGUUGAGUUUGUCAGUACAAAUUUAGUGUAGAUUUGUAUCACUUUCAUGUUAUAUGUUUUGGCUUCAAGAAUUGCGUCUUUGGAUCGACUCUUAGUGCUCAGGUACUGUGGAAACUGAAAUUGAGGUUUUUAGGUGGUUGAAACUGGGAGUUUAUUUAUUCAUUUAUCUCGAAGUGUUUAUUCUUUUUUGGGGAAUUGAAUGAGGAUUAAUGGUGUACUGGGUUGUAUAAAAAUCGCUGAUUUUUUCUUUUUUUGGUGGAGUUCAUAAGAAGGUUGAUACUUGUAAAUUUAUUGUUUGGGGUGGUAUUUAUUUGGGAAUUUUAUUAAUAUUGGAGUGAAUGAUCCCUGUGGGCAUGGAUUAUGCGCGGGAAACCAGUGGAGUAAUAGGCACGGUGCUAAUCCCGACCCGUUUUGUGUGGCCUUAUGGGGGAAGAAGUGUAUUUCUCAGUGGUUCGUUUACUGGGUGGUCUGAUCACUGGCCAAUGACUCCUGUUGAGGGAUGCCCCACCGUAUUUCAGACUAUUUGCAAUUUACCUCCCGGUUACCACCAGUACAAGUUUAUUGUUGAUGGUGAAUGGAAACACGAUGAGCACCAACCUUUUGUGAGGGGUAACUACGGGACGGUGAACACAAUUCUUUUAGCUAGAGAAUCUGAAUAUGUUCCUGAAAUUCUAAGUGCUCGAAUGUCUGCCGGUUCUAACAUGGACGUGGAUAAUGAGGCAUUUAAGCGUUUGGUCAGAGUUUCAGAUGGUACAUUGCACGAGGCCUUGGCAAGGAUCUCUGAAGCUGAUUUACAGGUCUCUCGUCACCGUGUUUGUGCGUUUCUAUCUACGCACAUGGCUUAUGAAUUGCUUCCUGAGUCAGGCAAGGUCAUUGCCUUAGACGUUGAUUUACCUGUAAAGCAGGCAUUUCAUAUUCUGCAUGAGCAGGGAAUUCCGAUGGCUCCUCUUUGGGACUUCUUCAAGGGGAAGUUUGUUGGAGUAUUAAGUGCAUUGGAUUUUAUUUUGAUUAUAAGAGAGCUUGGUAAUCAUGGAUCCAAUUUGACAGAGGAAGAGCUUGAGGCGCACACUAUAUCUGCUUGGAAAGAAGCAAAAUCAUAUCUUAACAGACAGAACGGUGGGCAUGGGGGAACAUUAACAAGACGACUUGUACAUGCUGCACCAGAUGAGAAUUUGAAAGAUGUUGCUUUAAAAAUUUUGCAAAAUGAGGUGGCUACAGUUCCUGUUAUACAUACUUCUUCAGAGGAGGGCUCUUUUCCGCAGUUAUUACAUCUUGCAUCACUUUCCGGAAUACUAAAAUGUAUUUGCAGGUAUUUUAGACAUUCUUCUGGCUUAUUGCCCAUUCUCCAACUACCAAUUUGUGAAAUUCCUUUGGGCACCUGGGUUCCGAGAAUUGGAGAACCAAAUCAACGGCCAUUAGCGAUGCUGAGACCCAGUGCCUCUCUUAAUUCAGCAUUGAGUUUGUUAGUUCAAGCUCAGUUUAGUUCAAUACCAAUAGUUGACGACAAUGAUUCAUUACUUGAUGUAUAUUCUCGAAGUGACAUCACAGCUUUGGCAAAGGAUAAAGUGUAUACACAUAUUAAUCUUGAAGAAAUGACUAUCCAUCAGGCAUUACAGCUUGGACAAGAACCAUAUUCUACUUAUGGGUUCAGCAGUCAGAGAUGCCACAUGUGUUUGCGCUCUGAUACAGUGCAUAAAGUAAUGGAGCGAUUAGCAAAACCAGGGGUCAGGAGGCUUAUUGUUGUGGAGGCUGGAAGCAAGCGUGUAGAAGGCAUUGUUACGCUGAGUGACAUUUUCAUGUUCUUGCUUGGUUAGUGGGAGCAUGGCGCGACAGGUGUCCCUCUGGCGACAUUGUAUGCAGUGUGUUUUUCCUCACCCAUCAUUGCUGUACCCUCCCUGGAAAAGCUUCAUGUCUCAUGGUGACUUGAUCUCAAAAUUCUCCCCAUUUAUACAAUUGGAUUGGCCUCCUGGUUCAGGGCCUGGUGUUUUUAGGAUAUUAGGCUAAGAGAAAGAGGCAUGUAAAUUUUAAGGAUUUGGUUCUUUCUGGUCUGUUCACCUUCCCUUUAUCCAAAUUAUUAUCAACUAAGCUGUGGUGCCAGUACAGCAGCAAUUUUUGUGAGCAGCAAAAGACCUGUUAUCAGUUCUAUGCUGUAUCUGAUAGAAAAGCCGAAUAAUGAAGAAAAAAAAAGAAGCAAAAUGGGAUGACAUUCAACAACUGAACACUUUGUCCAGUAGGUACUACAUUCGGCAAUCAUUGGCUAUUCAUGUGGUAAUAUUCUUCUUGGUGGAUCUUAGCUUGGUUGUUUGAAUUUAUUUAGGAGUAAUGAUAGGGAGUCUGAAUAAUUUUAUGUGGGGGUGUUAUGAUACGAUAUUAACACACAUAUUUUGGACUCCAUAUCAUAACCUUUAUGUAGAUAUAAUGCAGUAUCUAUGCUUUUAAUCGUAAUCUUAAGGAAUGGAACCAUUUGAAAAAUUAAUGAUUAAAGUAUUGAAUUUUGACAUUUAAAGAAAA